CAAAAAGCCUCUAGCUUCCUCCUAAACUGCCAUCAUAACAUACACCUUGUGAGAGCUGAAUAACUUCUUACGGUGACACAAGCAGCAACUUCAACAUUUUACAACCAACCAGAAAUGGUGGAGGAACUGUACACUGGAUACCUGCUCAAGUCCCCCCCUCUAACGGCCCUGAAUAAAACCACUCUGUUACAGAAAUCAUGGAAGCGUCGUUUCUUUGUGCUCUCCAAAACGGGCGUCUCCUACCGGCUGACAUAUCAUGUAAACAACAAAAGGAGAGACAAGCCUCAGGGAGAGAUAGACCUUUCUAAGAUCAGCCUGCUGUUUAUUGGUCCCGAGGCACAUCAGAAGUGGGACUGGAUCCAGAAAAACUUCAAGUGUUCUCCGUCCUCUGUGCUGUUCUUGAAGGUGGAAGACGACACACCAAAACACUCUAGAGAUUAUUUCCUAAUUGGAGAAAACAGUGAUGAUGUGGAUGGUUGGCUCAAUGCUUUAGUCAAGGUAAUGAAGACCCAGAAAUCACGAAAUACCCUUCAGGACAACAGAUUUAGAUCAGCAUCUGAACCUGUGAAGAGUUCGGAACCAAAGGUUGAGGAUCAGCCUGAUGACAGACGGUCAGCACCUGAAUUAAUGUUAACUUACCCGUCACCGUACAGCCAUUAUGACUAUCCUCGCAAACUCAGCGAACCUCCAGUACCAGUAGCAUUCAAGAUUCCAGUUAUUGAACAUAAAGAUGAGAAGGAUGAGAUGCAGGAUGAAUCUGCAGAGGACAGCAAUGAAUACAUGCGCAUGACAUCAUUGCAAAGAGCUUUAGAAGUUGACCAAGAGGAGGCAGACACAACAUGCAUGCAGAAAAACAUUUCCAUUAAUGGUCACGAGUCCUCUGUGCGCAAUGGUGAAGUCAACCAGGAUGAGGACGAUGAAAAUAAAUGUGAAACACACACACAUGUUGAGAAGGAGAUCUGCGUUAGUCAAAAUGAUCUGAAAAACAGUCUGAUCUUGACUCAGGCAGAGGGCAAACCCUGGUAUAACUCUCACUGA
Molecule: messenger RNA, 1038 nt
Organism: Sinocyclocheilus grahami
Lineage: Eukaryota; Metazoa; Chordata; Actinopteri; Cypriniformes; Cyprinidae
Product: myosin phosphatase Rho-interacting protein-like
Exons: 10
Coding region: 115-1038 (307 amino acids)
Source: RefSeq, a predicted model, not a curated record